AUGCAUAUUUUAUUCACUGAUCUUCCACCUGAAGUCCAUGAUAAUAUAUCUCGGUAUUUGUCAGUUGUAGAUAAAACUGCACUUAGUCUGACUUGCUCUUGUCUUCAGCAAGUAUAUCGGCCUUUAUCUUUUCAGACAGUUAUUCUUUUGCCCCGCGUGAUUUGGAAUAAUCUUCACUAUCAGUUUUACGAUUUUUCUCUCUCUAAACACGCCAGAGCCAUACCCUUAGAAACUUUUCUGUUCCCUAAGCUUUAUAGUUGGUUCUGUAACCAAGCUGUUCGACAAGUUCGCUUCACCCAUUGGUAUAUGGGCAGCUCUGACCUUGUUCUUCAAGCACAAUCCGGUGACCUUCCUAGUAAGGUCUCAAAGUUUAACUCAGCUUGGUACCCGUCAUUAAGUGCUGUAAAUAUCUCUUUAAGCGCUUCAGAUUUGUUUCAUUAUACAUCCAGAACUAUAUUCACCAAAUUUUCUCAAAAAUCUACUCUAGGUCGGUUUGAAAACUAUUUCACUAUGGAAGAAGAUGAACUAGAUGAUGAUGCAUUGGAUGUUUUAAAUUUUUUUGCUGAUACAAUUGGUCCUAGAAAGCUGACCCUGCGGUCGGUCAAACCAUUAAACUCGAUAAACAUUCCAAUAAACCUUGCGGCCAUUACUAACUUUCAAAUGGACUUGUUAAAUGAUGUUAAUACAACUUCACAAGAAGGCUUCCAUAACACAAUAACAAGAUUGACAGGUGCUAAAGUUAUUCAUGUGAGAGUACACCAGGAAAGUCUUGACAUUCACCGAUUUGCUGAAGCCUUAUGCAAACUACCUAACCUUUCAGUGUUUUCGUUUUAUGUUACUCUUGGUUUUGAACCAUUGCCUAAUUUUCUUUCUGCUUUAGCAAAACUCCCCAAUAAAUUAGAGCAAUGUAUUCUUGGCAUUGAUUUUUCCUUGUGGGAGUUGAGAAAUUUUACCCAGACCAACUUUGAUAACACUCCCAAAGUUACUGUACCCCUCACACACCUAUACAGUACUAACCGCAAUAUUUUUGUUCCCACAGAUAUUUUCUUUUCCGAAGAAAUAAAACAAGCUGGCAUGGCUAAUGCUCGAAACACAAACCCAUCUCGUCUUAUGACAUUCAUCUGUUCAUUUUGGAAAUUAUUCAAACUACCUAGACUUGAGGCUGCAUCUAUUGAUGAAUACUUCCUUCCACCAAAAUCCCCACAGGACUCUGAGCCAUACCACAAAACCAUUAGCCAAAAUCUCCCUCCGGAAAAAGUCGUCUCGUAUCGAAUUCUAAGCCGCGAGCAGAGAUAUCAUAAUAUUCUUUUACAAGAAUUACCGUUGUUUACAUCAUUGAAAUCUCUUAGUAUCUCUCACAAAAUCCCUGACUCUUUUAUUAUUGAUUUUGAUACAGAUGAUGAUAGAUACUUUAACGACAAUCGACGGGAUUCUUUUCAAGCUAUUUCUUCAAAUUGUAUUGCUUCAAUUUUGGGACUUAUUUUUAGACUCAUUCAGAAUCAACGAUUUAGAGAUUUCAUUUCCACCUAUGAUAUCUCUUCUUCUCCACCUCCUCCUCCCUUUUUUGCAUUUUAUCCCAAUACUUUCCUUGAAAAUAUGUCUUAUUUUUUGGAGGGAAGUUAUGAGUCUGUUGAUGAUUACACUGCAUAUGCUUUAUAUUGGGUUAAAGUUAUUAUUUUUUCCCCUGCUUUUUUUAUUUCAGAUAUUGAGAAUUCAAGCAUUUCAGAGACUGAAGAUGAUGACAGCAUUUUUAUCAGAGGCUUGUGUUUUACUGAAGUUUUAUUUGGCCAAAUAGUCCCAAAUCUCCCUCAACUAGAGUUUUUGAAUCUUGCUACUGGUUACAAAUCUUCAGGAGCCCCAAUGAUCCUCGAUUCACCCCAGUUUCAAAAAAUGGUGAAAACAAACAAAACCAUCAAGCAAAUUAUGUUUCGUGAAUGGUUUUUACGACCUAAAACAUAUAUGGAAACCCAUAUCUAUUCUCGGUACCUAUAUAUGUGGCCUGUUUCUCGCCUUGAUAAUGCGACAAAUUUUCCUUCUGAUAUUAAUGGUCGGAUUGUUUUGGAUCUUGAAGGACUCCGCAAGGACGCUGAAAAAGCUAACAAUUCUUUUACCAAAAGGAGAAAAAAAAAGAGGUUUUAUGUUGAAAAAAAUUGUGAAUUUCGACAUGACCUGAGUAUUGGUCGGUUAUGGCUCAAGUUAUAUGGAAAUAUUUCAGUUCCUGAUUCUUACUAUUCUUAUUUCUCAGAACCUUAUUUGGAUUUUGUUAAUUUAGAAAAAUCGCCAUCUCUUAAAACUAGAUGCCCCCGUUGUCAAAAACUUUUUUCCGAAAAUUACGAUGAAUACUCAGACGAUGAAUAUUCAGAUUAUUCAGAUUACUCCGGAUAUGGAUAUUCUGAUAACGAAGAUGAUGAAAUUGACGAUGAAUUAGGCCCACUGAAUUUGGAAGAAGAUGAAGAAAGUGAUGAGACUGAUGAAGAAAGUGAGGAGACUGAUGAAGAACGUGAGGAAACUGAUGAAGAAAAUGAGGAGGCUGAUGAUGCUUCAUGGCAUUCAACAGCGGAAUCAUCGUCCUCAGAUGAAGAUCCCUGGGUAGAUGUUGAUUCCGAUGAUGAGUACAAUUCCGAUAUGUCUUCAGAUUCUCCUAUUUCCCAAAUGACUCUGGCCGAAGUGGAAGAAAAAUACCCAAUUUCUUGGUUUUGUUCCAAUUGCCAUGAUUUAAUAGAAGAUGACAGGCAUCAGACUACUUUUAAUAUUGAAAUGUAUAAUGAACGAGAUGAUGCAUAUCGAUCAUGGACCCGUGAAUGUUUUCCGGAAACCUUUUGGGGAUGGAUCUGA
Messenger RNA from Magnusiomyces paraingens, 2835 nucleotides. RefSeq lists its product as uncharacterized. The transcript has a single exon. The coding region runs from base 1 to 2835 and encodes 944 amino acids. NCBI's taxonomy places the organism in Eukaryota, Fungi, Ascomycota, Dipodascomycetes, Dipodascales, Dipodascaceae. The record is from RefSeq and is a predicted model, not a curated record.